AUGAGCUCCAGAAGUUCACUUCUUACCCACUCACAACAAACAGCAAGCAUGCCCGCGGAUGUUAUUAGCGUGCGCAAAGUGCAGGAGGGGUUCCAAUUUGUGAACAGCUUGGCGUCAGAGGGUGAAAGUGAUGUUGAAAUGUCGGACGACGAGAAGGUUGAAAAAUCAGCAGAGGCUAACGAUGGCGCAAUCGUAACACCUGGUGAGCUGGUAACAGACGAUCCUAUUUGGAUGCGUGGACACGGUACAUACUUUUUGGAGAACAAGACCUAUGCGUCGGUGGCAGGAACUGUCUCAAGGGUAAAUAGACUGCUCUCUGUGGUGCCGCUGCGGGGGCGGUACGCCCCAGAAACAGGAGACCACAUCAUUGGAAGAAUUGCUGAGGUCGGGAACAGGAGAUGGAAGGUCGAUAUUGGAGCCAAACAGCAUGCUGUGCUGAUGUUAGGGUCCGUGAACCUUCCCGGUGGUGUUCUUAGAAGAAAAUCUGAGUCCGAUGAACUACAGAUGAGAAACUUUUUGAAAGAGGGAGAUCUUUUGAAUGCAGAGGUUCAGUCGCUUUUCCAAGAUGGAAGCGCCUCUUUACACACUAGAUCGCUAAAAUACGGAAAGUUGAGAAACGGAGUCUUCCUACAGGUACCCAGCCCGCUUAUAGUGCGCUCUAAAAACCACACGCACAACCUGCCAGGUAACGUUACUGUUAUUCUCGGAGUAAACGGUUUUAUAUGGCUGCGGAAAACCUCCGAACUGGACACCGCCAAUAAUAGCUCAGCGGUGGUAGGUAAAAACGCCGCAACGCUUUCAGGCGCUAGCGGAGAGUUCAAACCAGGCAACAACUCGGUGAGUAUUACGAGAUUGGAGGAAGAGUCAUCGUGGGAGAUUUACUCUGAUAAAAAUGACCACAUCUCGGACGUCAUGAGAAAGACUAUCACUCGAUACUCCAACGUCAUCAAAGCUUUAGCUCAUUGCGAGAUAGGGAUUACAGAGGCGAGGGUAGUAGCCGCAUACGAGGCAAGUAUGGCUUACAGCCAGAUUGGUUCCCUUAUCGACAAGGAAAAUAUGGAGGCUAUUGGCCAAGAUGUCAUCAACGCGGAAAGGAUGAGAGGAAAUGCGUAG
This is a messenger RNA of Lachancea thermotolerans CBS 6340, 1113 nucleotides long. It is a transcript of the gene RRP4, whose product is annotated as exosome non-catalytic core subunit RRP4. Gene Ontology annotation, cellular component: cytoplasmic exosome (RNase complex); nuclear exosome (RNase complex). The transcript has a single exon. Lineage: Eukaryota; Fungi; Ascomycota; Saccharomycetes; Saccharomycetales; Saccharomycetaceae. Bases 1 to 1113 code for a protein of 370 amino acids. Gene Ontology annotation, molecular function: RNA binding. The record is from RefSeq and is a predicted model, not a curated record. Gene Ontology annotation, biological process: poly(A)-dependent snoRNA 3'-end processing; U4 snRNA 3'-end processing; nuclear polyadenylation-dependent rRNA catabolic process.